GGGCGGCUCAGUUUUGUGGUGCCAGGGAGUGGACCAGAGCCCAGCCCUGCUCCAGACACAGAUGGGACCAUGAACUCCAGCCACUGCUUCAGCCAGACCCCCUCAGUCUCUCUCUGUGGCACAGGAGGCAGCUGGGGCCGACUGGGGAGCUUCCCCCGGGCUCCCAGCGUCCACGGUGGCGCGGGGGGUGUCCGAAUCUCACUUUCCUUCCCCUCAGGGAGAUGUCCACCCCCUGGGGGGUCUUGGGGGUCUGGAAGAGGCAGCUCCCUCCUCGGCGGAAAUGGGAAGGCAAUGAUGCAGAACCUCAAUGACCGCCUGGCCUCCUACCUGGACAAGGUGCGCGCCCUGGAGGAGGCCAAUGUGAAACUCGAAAGUUGCAUCCUGAAGUGGCAUCAGCAGAGAGAUCCGGGCAGUAAGAAAGAUUACUCCCAAUAUGAGGAAAAUAUCAGCCACCUGCGGGAACAGAUAGUAGAUGGUAAGAAGACCAACGCUCAGACAGUCCUUCUCCUUGACAACGCCAAGGUGGCAGUGGAUAACUUCAACCUUAAGUAUGAAAAUGAACACUCCCUCAAGAAAGACUUGGAAAUUGAAGUUGAGGGUCUCCGAAAGACCUUGGAUGAUCUGACCAUUGUCACAACAGACCUGGAACAGGACGUCGAGGGGAUGAGGAAAGAGCUCAUUCUCAUGAAGAAGCGUCAUGAGCAGCAAACUGGGGGACAACAGAAUAAAGAGACUCUACCACUGAUCCAGGAAAUGGAGGGACAUCAUGUGCCAAAUGACGUCAAGAUCGACGUGAAGGUGGAUGCAACCCCAGGAGAAGACCUGAUUAAGGUCCUGGAGGACAUGAGGCAAGAAUACGAGUUUAUAAGAAAGAAGAAGCAUCAAGACUUGGAUGCCUGGUAUAAAGAGCAGUCAGCAGCCAUGGCCCAGGAGGUGGCCAGUCCAGCAGCUGUGCAGAACAGCCAAAGUGACAUCCAUGAGCUUAAGCGCAUUUUCCAGGCCCUGGAAAUUGACCUGCAGACUCAGUGCAACAAGAAAUCUGCUUUAGAAAAUAUGUUAUCAGAGACCCAGUCUCAGUACUCCUGCCAGCUCCAGGACAUGCAACGCAUCAUCUCCCACUACGAGGAGGAACUGAUGCAGCUACGCCACGACCUGGAGCGUCAGAACAGCGAAUACAAGGUCCUUCUGGGCAUCAAAACUCACCUAGAGAAGGAAAUCGCCACCUACCGCCAGCUCCUGGAGGGAGAGAAUGGAGGGACAAUGGAAGAAUCUAAGUCGAGUAUAAAAGUUCCAAAGAUCAAGGCCAUCACACAGGAGAGCGUCAAUGGAAGAAUAAUUCUUUCUCAAGUGAAUGAGAUCUAAAAGUACGCGUGAGGCCAAUAAAUGUUUCUGCCUAUUGUAAAAUGAUUUCCCCCCAAUAGAAAGUCCUUGCCCAGACACAAAUGGGUGAAUUAUAAGAGGUCCCCUUGGAGUUAUCAAACUCAGAAACUUUCUGUAACAAUCUCACCAGGUGUUCCAUAAUGAUCUUAAUAUACUGCUGCAUUUUUUUCAAAGUAUGAGUUCAUGAGCUUAAAGCUCUACUUUCCUACUACAAUCAUCAGAUUCCCAUCAUUAUGUGUAUGUUUUGUAGCCAAUAAAACUCCACACUAGCUG
Hippopotamus amphibius kiboko is the source of this 1653-nucleotide messenger RNA. RefSeq names its product keratin 23 (gene KRT23). Bases 70 to 1362 code for a protein of 430 amino acids. The transcript is spliced from 9 exons. Lineage: Eukaryota; Metazoa; Chordata; Mammalia; Artiodactyla; Hippopotamidae. The record is from RefSeq and is a predicted model, not a curated record. Gene Ontology annotation, molecular function: structural molecule activity.